CCAAUCGUCCAACCUUUACAUCAUUUGCCUUUCCCUUGCCUCAACCCUCUUGCACAACUAAACCCUCAACGACCUUCUCACUGUUCACCCUCCUCAGCCUCUCUCGCAAUAGCGUCGCCACAACCUCUGAGUCUUGCGCCAGUGCCCCGAGCCAACCUCAACCGUCUUUCGCCCCCCCGUUACCCGCACCGUGGUUCCACCCCAGUCGAUCUUAGGAAAGGCGGCCGCUUCGUUGCUCGAAGAGGCCAGCUGGAAUCCGUUCCACUUUAUUUCUGUCUACAUCCUUUUGGCGCCCAUACCUCUCCUUCCCUCUUUUCUACCGCCCUCCACCACGACAAUUGGGCCAUAUACUGCCUCUUUCACCCAACUUCCAGUCGCGCGUCUCUUGCUUUUCACGGCCGACCCUAACGAACGCACCUCGUAACCUCCCUUAUUUGCUGUAACCUCAUCCGCGAGCGUGCUCUCGAACACUUGUACACCUUCCCGCAAACCGCACCCUCCACGUGGCCGUACCUUGCUAAGCGACACAUUUCACGCCCUGCGUACCAAUCUGCUAGCUUCACACCCCCAAAUCCUUUCCGCCGCCGCCGCACAUCUCAGCCACCAUGGAUCCUUCAUACUACACCGUCCUUGGCUGGACGGUCACCAUUGUCGGCGGAGGCAUUGCCUACUACUAUUAUUCCAGGCCCGACGGUCGCCACCGAGACUUUAGAGGUCGAGCGCAGCGCAAUAACCUGCCGCGACCGGCGACGACGGCGACUCAGGACUCACAGGACGAGGCGAGCAACAUUAAGCGGAGAAAACGCGACGAGCGCGCUCGCGCAGCACCUUCGUCGGGCUCCCGCAACAGCCGAGACUCGGAGACAGACUCGGCGCAAUUGGCAAACAGCACCUCGAAGCGUGUUGCCCUGGACGAUGGCGAGGAAGAGAAGGAGGACGUGUCGUGGGCGCAUCAGCUCAAUCAGAAGAAGAAGGGCACCACCCUUGCACCUCCCGCUCGAGCAGCAACUCGGCAAAAGACGGUCAAGCAGUCGAACGCAAACAACAGAGCUGCCGAACUUUCGACGGAGGAGUCAUCGGCGGCUGGCGAUGCGGAGUAUGAUCUCUCUCCCGCAAUUUCACUCACUGCAAAUGACAAGACACCUAGCGGCCGUGAUGUGUCUGACAUGCUCGAACCUGCCGCGCCGGGCCCUUCGAUCUUGAAGAUCAGCGAGCCGACGAACACGUUCAAAGGCAAUAAGUCAAAACAGCAGAAACAAGCUAAGGCGGCACCUCAACAAGAAACGAAGAAGCAGCGACAGAACCGCAAAAAAGCAGAGGAGAGAAAGGCGCAGCGCGAGGCCGACGAAAAGGAGCGCAAAAUCCUAGAGGAACAGCAGCGCCGACGCGCACGUAUCGAGCGUGGCGAGCCUGCCAAGAAUGGUUUGGGCAGCCAGAAGCCAGCUAGCAACGCGUGGAAGGCUGGCAGCGGCCCUGCCACGAGCGGACAGCUCCUGGACACGUUCAACAACGACGACACGACUACGGCGACAGAGUCGACGGCGCCGACAAGCGUGAGCUCCAGUCCUACCCAGGUGACUGCCACUGCCACUGCAGCCGACAAGGAGGACUGGUGGGCUAAGAAUACGAUCCCAGAGGAGGAACAGACGCGCAUGCUGCGGGAGCAGGACGAGGACUCGUGGGUCACCGUCGGCCAAAAAGGGAAGAAGGUCCACAGGCACCCACAGGGCGGCGCCGUGCAGACCGUAGCAGUCGUCUGACCAUCAUGUCUCCGUUGCUUCAAUCUACCAUUUUUACCAUGUGUACGAAACAUACGAGGAGCCUGACUGCCCUCGAGCAGAGCGGUACACUUCUCUCUUUGAUUGCCUUUGCACAAGCAUUUUUCGCCACACGUACUACUCGCCAUGUUAUUUUGUUUCUCUCUUUACCUCAGGCGCGGAUGCAAAGGACUAUUUUGGAUGCUAUUUUCUUGCUUCAUUUUCCUGUACCAUCAGUAUUCACAGCUGUCGACAUCUUGACCAGCACAACAGCAGCAGCUGCGAAAGCAGCAGAUGCAGCAUUGAGCACGCAUUAUUGAGAGCUCAAAUGGGGAUUGUGGUGAUUUUUCUUCCAUCACGAGCGCGCGUAAAGCGGUCGCCAUAUAUCGGAUUCUUAAACCAUCGCGGAUGUUGCCAUACCCAUAUCAAUCUAUCCAUAUAUCUACCUUCACCCACUUUGUCUAUUCGGUCCUCUUAUACGUAUCUGGCAGGACAGGCCGCAAAAGCCUUUGUAUGUCGUCCUCCUCUCCGUCUAUUCUCACUUUUGCAAAACUCCUACCGGCCUUGGACAUCUGGGUUGAUCUGUUGCACCAAUUUCUUUUUCUUUUUCUUUUGAGGAAAGAGGGUGGGAUGAAGGAAUCUAGGCGCUGUCUUAGUUCCCAACGCUUUGUCCAUCCUCAUGUCUCCAGAUAUGAGCCAGGCAAGAACAACAUCAACAGCACCAAAGGAGGACAGGACAAAGAUUACAAACGAAGAGAUCCACGCACAAGAAAAGAGAAAAAAAAAUGAGCCAUAGGACGGGCAUUUGGAGUGAAGUCCACCGCGCGAAGCUUUUGACUUCCGGAACAGAAGUGACUUACAUCCAAUCCCAUGUACGUUUGUUCUUCCGCCACGGUAGUCAUGGCAAGGGAAUCUAUGGGAGGGUUUUUGUAAAGGCUGUUUGUAACUUGAGGAAUCACCAAAGAGACAGAGAGAAAGGACCAAAAUAAGCGAGUGUUUAUGUAAGUUACUCCAUACCUGCACAUGUAUUUUAUUGUCCACUCUGGUACACACAUGCACAAACGUAGUUCCACACUCGUAAAGGCACGAUAUGGCCUUUUCACCCCUUUCUCUCCGACUUGCUCUGUGUCUGGAGGAGUCAUUGCGAAAUUAAGGUAUUUCUGUAUAUCAAAUACAAAGCCUGUCCUCUCUACAGGAAUGGGGUUUUGAUAUUAUGGUCGACAUGCU
Messenger RNA from Verruconis gallopava, 2984 nucleotides. RefSeq lists its product as uncharacterized. Bases 606 to 1760 code for a protein of 384 amino acids. The record is from RefSeq and is a predicted model, not a curated record. The transcript has a single exon. Lineage: Eukaryota; Fungi; Ascomycota; Dothideomycetes; Venturiales; Sympoventuriaceae.